AUGCAGAGGAUGGGCAUACAGUUCCAGGCCCUGCCACCACCACCACCAGCAGCAGCAGCAGCACAGCCACAGGAGGGGGAGGAGAAGGCCCUGCUGGCACCCAAUUCCCCACCAUCCCAGGACACUCUUCCUACUGUGGAGAGAUCAGAUUGUUCCACUGAGUACACCUCCAGGUACCUGACGGACUUUGAGCCGGUGCAGCGUCUGGCGCGGGGCGGGCUUGGCGUGGUGUGUCAGGUGCGGAACAAGUUGGAUGAGAAUGAGUAUGCCGUGAAGAGGAUCAACCUGCCAACCAACAAGUCAUCUGCUGAGAGAGUGAAGAGGGAGGCGAGGGCCCUGGCCAAGCUCAACCACGCCAACAUUGUCGUCCGCUGCUACAACAGCUGGCCGGAGACGCCCCCCCAGGAUGGCAGGACCCCCAAGACGCCGUGCAUAGCCAGCAAGUCUCCUGUGUUUGUGCCACGGCUUAGCCAGCUCGGGACCCCAAUCCUCCACGAGUGCCACUCCUCUGACGCACAGGCCAGCAGUCGCUGCCCUGCACUUCAUUACAGGUGUACAGCGGGUGUGGGCCAGGCGAGGUGACGCAGCGUGCAGGUGCGGACACACACACACACACACACACACACACACACACACACAGUCACGCCCCGCACUGUGCUGUUGUUCAUCCACAAGUUAAAUACAACCAAAUUAAGUCAUUUUAUACUUAUCUUUAUUUACAAUUUCAUUCAAGUUUCGGAAAGCAAUAAAGUUUACUUAACACAUCUUUUUAAUUAUAAA
Scylla paramamosain (green mud crab) is the source of this 780-nucleotide messenger RNA. Its product is annotated as eukaryotic translation initiation factor 2-alpha kinase-like. The record is from RefSeq and is a predicted model, not a curated record. Gene Ontology annotation, biological process: protein phosphorylation. The coding region runs from base 1 to 582 and encodes 193 amino acids. NCBI's taxonomy places the organism in Eukaryota, Metazoa, Arthropoda, Malacostraca, Decapoda, Portunidae. Gene Ontology annotation, molecular function: eukaryotic translation initiation factor 2alpha kinase activity; ATP binding. The transcript is spliced from 4 exons. Gene Ontology annotation, cellular component: nucleus; cytoplasm.